This is a messenger RNA of Drosophila arizonae, 1949 nucleotides long. RefSeq names its product Multiple inositol polyphosphate phosphatase 2 (gene Mipp2). Gene Ontology annotation, molecular function: acid phosphatase activity; inositol phosphate phosphatase activity. NCBI's taxonomy places the organism in Eukaryota, Metazoa, Arthropoda, Insecta, Diptera, Drosophilidae. The record is from RefSeq and is a predicted model, not a curated record.
CUCUCACAUUGAACUGACAAAUUUUGCUGUCCCAUUCAACGCAACGGGAAGAAAAUGCUUAAUUUACAUUUUUGGCUAAUACCAGCGCUUCUUUUUGUACUGCCGCAACUGACAACAGCUGAUGAGGCUGCCUGUAAUUAUUUGGAACGUCAUGAAAUCGAACGCCGCCUAUCAACCAAGACGCCAUACCGCGCCAUUGCCAAUUACAACGAAACGCCGCCGUACUACGAUGGUUGCCACCCGACACGAAUUUGGGCAAUUAUUCGCCAUGGCACGCGCAAUCCCAGCAAGUCGGUUAUAUUACAAGCUAAAGAACGUUUGUCCGAAAUACAAACGCAGAUUCUCGCCCAAUCUGAAUCGAAUUUGUGUGAUGAUGAACUCAAGCGACUGCGUCGCUGGAGCUGGUCGCACAUCGAGCCGGACGAUGAGAAACUGCUUGUUGCCGAGGGCGAAGAUGAGUUAAUCGAGCUCGCUGAACGUUUUCAACUGCGUUUUCCGAAGCUCUUGCCGGAUUUAUAUGAUCCGGAAUGGUUUUAUAUGAAGUACACGGCCACGCAACGAACGCUAAAAAGUGCGCAAAGUUUUGCAACUGGAUUGUUUGGACGUCAUCGUAUACAUGCCAUCAACUAUCCACAGCCCCUGCAUCGUGAUCCAGUAUUGCGGUUUUAUAAACUCUGCAGCCGCUGGAAAACGGACGUCGAUAAGAAUCCUGAAACAAUGUUUUAUGCACGUAGCUUCAACGCGGAGCCCGCAAUGCAGUCAGCAGUGGCGCAUGUGCGUGCCGUUACCAAAAUAAUGGACUUAACCCCCCAGGAUGUCCAGCUAAUGUACACCGUGUGCGCCUUCGAGACGGCCUGGCAGCGCCGUCUACCCCCAUCCGUCUGGUGUCGCUUCUUCGAUGUGGCCUCCUUGAGCGCCUUGGAAUUCGCCGAGGAUCUCGAGUACUAUUGGAACGAUGGCUAUGGCUAUGAAUUGACGCAUCGCAUUGCCUGUCCGGCAAUCGCAGACAUGUUUGCGGCCAUCGACACACUGAAGCCACGCGCCAAUGCCACUUUCUACUUUACCCAUUCGGGAACGCUGCUUAAGAUGCUGGCCCACCUGGGCGUGGCCAAGGACGAACAUCCGCUGACGCAUAAGGAUUUUGAGACGAAGCGUCUGUGGCGCACCAGUGAAAUCGAUGCGUUCGCAACCAAUUUGGCUUUUGUGCGCUAUGAUUGCAUCGAAAGAGAGCCGCAAAUUUUGGCAAUGCAUCAAGAGCGGGUGAUUCGUCUGCCCGGCUGUCCGCAGGAUGAGGAUCUGUGUCCGCUCUCGCGGCUGCGGGCCAACUACGUGGAUAGCGUCGAGCGCUGUGACUUUGAGGCGCUCUGCCAAGCGGCCAAUUGAGCGGACCGGGCGAGACAACGAGAGCGAGAGAGACAGAGUGAGAGAAAGAGAUGAAGGGAGCUGGCCGGCAUGGAAUGGGAACCGGGAAUCGGGUUUUUGGAUGAACUGCUGCUGCUAUUGCCUGCCUGCAGAACUAUGUGAAAUUUAACAUGAAACAAAGGAUUCGUCGGAUUAUGUAAACGGAAUAUUGAAAUGAUGUCGAGGAACGAACAGAGAGCUAGAUAGUGAGAAAGAAAGUGCGGCAGCGAGAGCCGAGUUGAAAAUUGAUUGAAAAUGAGUUAUGGUAGAAAUUUAGACGAUAAGAAAUGCUAAAUAUCCAAGUGUGUUAUGUCGAAAUAUGUGUAUGUAUUUUGUGUAUGCCUUAUAAUCAAUGUGGACCAUCCAAUCCAACAGCAAAAACAAGAAAAGCAAAUGAGAGGGAGCGCGCGAAAGCGAGAGAGAAAGCACAAGCGCGCGAGCAAAGGAAAAGGAAAACGUAAUGUGAACGAACAAAGGAAAAGUUGUGUGAAAAGCUAAUGAUUGUUUCUAGCCAUGCCGCCAAAACUGAGAAAAUUGUCUAUCUAGCA